UAGAACCAUCACUAGAUCGCAAUCAUGUGACUUCCGCAUUACCUAUAAUAACCGAUCAGACUAACGCAACCGAGGAUUACGAAGAUAUGUAUUUUGAUGAUGAAUUUGAACAUGAUUUUACACCCCAAUCAGUGAAAGAAACGAAUGAAGAACUACCAAAGGUACCAGAAAAUGUAGAUGACAAUA
Funneliformis mosseae is the source of this 186-nucleotide messenger RNA. The record is from the annotation of a GenBank genome assembly. NCBI's taxonomy places the organism in Eukaryota, Fungi, Glomeromycota, Glomeromycetes, Glomerales, Glomeraceae.